GAUAAGUUUCUUUUUAUCGCAAAAUUAACUUUAAAAUGAUUCCUAUUCCGGCUGCAACAAUUGACCGUUUCGGUCUCACGCCACCAAGGUUGAAAAAGACUUUUUUCGCGGACCACCGAAAGGGAGAGGUCGGGGAGCUCCGUCUGUUACUUAAGAAGAUGGCAUCUGAUUAUGGUUCUUCAUUAACUUUAAGUGAACUGACCCAUAGGGACUACAAGUUGAAAUGCCGUGAGAUUCUCAAACGGCUUAUUCGGUCAAUGACUCUUGGAAUGGACGUAUCUCGUUUAUAUACUGAUGUGGUUAUGAUAUCGCAAACAACGGACCCAGUUCAAAAGAAAAUGAUAUAUAUGUAUUUGUCUACAUACAGCAAGGACCACCCCGAACAGACUAUUUUGACUAUUAAUACACUAUUAAAGGAUUUUGACAAUGUAGAUCCAGUAAUUCGUUCGUUGGCAAUUCGCAACUUGUCCGCUUUUGACACAAAGCUUUCCAACGAAUAUGCUAUGAACGUGGUAUUAAAGAAGUUUUUGGACCCAUCUGAUACGGUUAAAAGGUCUGCUGUUAUAGGUGCUUUACGAUUAUACAAGUCACAAUGUGCUAUAUCAAAGACGGAGCGACUAGAAGACAGUAAAGAUGAGGAGGUACGAUCUGACAUAUUACAUCAUCUCCAGUCUUCCAUUAAGUCGCUUAAUCUUGAUGUAAUGUUUGACUCUCUAUGCGUAUAUAGUGAACUUGUUGAAUCGGAUGACGAUUUGAGAUUAAGUAGGCCUAGUAUAGUGUACUUAAUUAACAGAAUAAAGAGGAUGAACGAGUGGCAGCAAUGCCUUACGCUCAAGUUGCUUCAUACUUAUAUCCCAUCAGGUGAUGAGUUGUUUGACCUAUUGAACUUACUUGACGAGUUUUUGAAUUACACAUCUAGUGCUGUCUUUUUAGCCACCGCAAAAUGUUUUUUGGCGUGGACUGCACAUGAUGACAUGUUGCAGCUUGAGGUCAUUCGGCGUCUUCAGAUCCCUAUGGUAGCACUUAUUGCUCAAUCGUGCAACGAGAUAGCUUAUAACAUAAUGCUAAACAUUAUGUUGCUUGUGAUAAAUGCACCCCAAAUUGAAGAAUCGACUGGUUGUGAAGAGGCGAAAUCAGAUAACCAACUGCCAUUCUCUGAACAUUAUGAUGUAUUUUAUUUCCGUUACGAUGACCCUCCUUAUAUUAAACACGCCAAGCUGAAGUUGCUGGUUGCAAUCGCUUGUGAGGAAAACGCAACGAAUAUAUUGAAUGACUUGAAUGAAUAUGUUUCGGACAUUAAUUACGAAAUUGGCGCAAACUCGGUGAAAUCGAUGGGCCUCAUUGCUUUGAAAGUACCCGGACAUUUAGACGUCAUUAUUUCCCAGAUAUCUGUUGUAUUUGGUCUUCGCUUAUCUCAUAUCGUAAGCGCGGCAUUGUACGUAGUACGCACAUUGCUCCGUGCCUUCCCAGAAUCCAGUGAGCAAUUGUUGUCAAUUGUGGAAGAACAUCGUGAAUACAUUAAUGACAUACAAUCACUUACGUAUUAUAUUUGGAUAUUGGGAGAGCAUGGAUGUAACGUUGAUCACGCCCCUUACACCAUGGAGGACAUAAUCGAUCGUCCAGAAAGCUUGGACAUUGGAUCGGAGCUGCUGUCUGCUUCUAUGAAAUUGUUUUUUGCUCGACCCCCGGAGAUGUACAAUGCUAUCUCUCGGUUGUUUACCAGGAUCAUUACUGAGAAUCAAGAUCCAUCUUUGUUAGGCAUGGCUGUUUUUUAUCAUUCUUUACUGUAUGUUGAUAUUGAAAUUGCUAAGAAGGUUGUGCUUGCGAAGGAAGAACAUGAUUUAUCUUCUAUAUUAGCUAAUUCUAUGGUUGAGUUGGGCAUACCUCUGCGCGAUGAUGACUGGCGCGAGAAGUUUGAUAGUGUGGAUUUGCUUCAACAGGGUCAAGCACGAGGCACUGCUCUUAAAAGUUUUUUCCCUUAUAGUUUUGGCAACGUCGAAAGCGAUAUCUUCACAACAUCGAUGACUGCAGAACAUUCAUUCGAUGAAGAUUCCACAGAGGAGGAUCAGCCAUCAUUAACGCAUGUCGCUGCCACAACGCCAAUAAGGUCAGGAACUGGUACUGAUCUUGACCACAAGCUAUCUACGCUUAAUCUGGUAAUACCAAAUACACUACUAACGGAGGAGUACCAGAAAUGCUGGUUUGAGUGCGAUUUAAUGCGCCAAAGCACUGAGGAGGUUUCGGGAAAGACACAUGAUCUCAACGUGGAGCCUUUAGAAGAUAUGCUAUUUGACGUCCACAUUGCUACGUUGGCAUCUGGGAAAAGCCAAGAAAUUAUAAAGAUGUACCAGUAUGCGCAAAAUGCUGACGGGCAAAUGUACUACAUUGAGUUGGCCAUUGAACCUUUGGGAAGCUCAUGGCGAGUACAGGUUUCUGUUAAGUCGCAGAGUUCCAGUGGUAGGGGUUCGUUAGUUCAGACGCUUGCUAGCGUUCUCUGCAGUCAUGUGUGUCAAUGGCUUAAAAGUUUAAAUCUGACAUAAUUAAUUUAUACUCAG
Babesia bovis T2Bo is the source of this 2555-nucleotide messenger RNA. Its product is annotated as Adaptin N terminal region family protein. Gene Ontology annotation, biological process: vesicle-mediated transport; intracellular protein transport. Gene Ontology annotation, cellular component: membrane coat; clathrin adaptor complex. Lineage: Eukaryota; Apicomplexa; Aconoidasida; Piroplasmida; Babesiidae. The record is from RefSeq and is a predicted model, not a curated record. The transcript is spliced from 11 exons. The coding region runs from base 36 to 2540 and encodes 834 amino acids.